This is a messenger RNA of Exaiptasia diaphana, 1924 nucleotides long. Its product is annotated as endochitinase A. Bases 233 to 1246 code for a protein of 337 amino acids. Lineage: Eukaryota; Metazoa; Cnidaria; Anthozoa; Actiniaria; Aiptasiidae. The record is from RefSeq and is a predicted model, not a curated record. The transcript is spliced from 2 exons.
ACAGCAACAGCAACAACAGCAGCAGCCGGCACCGCCGCCGCCACCACCACCACCACCACCACCACCAUCACCACCGUCACCACCGCCACCACCGCCACCACCACAACAGCAAAAACCACAGCAAGUACAAAAGCAGUCUGGACAGCCAUCAUUCAAAGGACCAAGCAAAAUCGAUAAAGCACCAAUAUCAUAUGAUCUSUCCAAGAUACGACUGAACGCUAACAAUGAUCCUAUGUUAAAAAAAUACUUAGAUUCGCCUGAUGAURCCGAAAAUGCUGAUGAUGAAGAUUCWCUCACUGAACCUGAGCCAACAGUAGGACUAGAUUCACAUCAAACCGCCUCUUACUUGCAACCAACGUCAUUCAGAGUCGGAGCAGAUGGCGAUCCUUUACUCAAUUCAAUAUUYGAUUCGCCGCUUGAACCAAAUCCUGUGGAGGGUUUAAUAUCCAGUCCAAGUCAGAGCUAUGUCAAGCCAACCGCACCUACUGUGUAUAGCAAUCAGGCCUCAUCAUCAACAGCUUCUUCGUAUCUAUCGAAUCAAAAUUCUACCUUUGUACAGCCUUUUAAYGAUGCUGUUGAUAAUUAUGUACAGCCAACUCAUGCAGCUAAUGUCUUGGAUCAUACUGUUUAUAACUUCAACGCCGUACCCGAUGCUSCAACGUUCCCGGGGGAUACAAAUCCCGUAGUGGGUGUGAAACCACUCGUCAAUGCAAAUCCCGUAAUGGGUGCAAGUCCGGUAGCGAAUACCUAUCCGGCAGUAAAUACAAAUCCCGUAGUUGGUGCAAGUCCCGUAGUGAGUACCAAUCCCGUAGCGGGUACAUAUCCCGUAGAGCAUCACCCGACUCUACAACAGUUUAAUGAUGGAACCGAUUUACUUGCUUUUAUCAGUUCGCAGAACGGAGCUAUCCACGGUGCCCGCCCGACAUCUCCGUUGCUAUCUAAAAAGCCCAUAUAUGAUGAYAAAAUAGAGACUGASUACGUKCCUAUGGCCAAGCGAUCUUCCUUUCCUAUAGUAUURCACAAGCGAUAUCCUUACUUGUCAUCAAGCUAUAGCCCUCCUUGGAGCCAAAAGAAGUCAAACGUUCAGUUAGCAAAAAAGAGAAGAAGAGUACUAGAGUUGAAACCAUUAAAACGCAAGAGAAGACAUGAUCAUUCAAAGAAAAAGAAGAGGAAGAUGAAGAAAAAGAAGAAGAAACGCCAUGUGAAAUCUCUAAGAAAAAUCCURAUGGAACUUAUACAAAGAUGAUUUCAAUUCAUUUGCAAAUAGGAGAAAAUGCUUUUUAUUGAAUGUGGGAUCAACUAGCAAUGGACAACAUUAUUUUCUUGAACAAUGACAAUCUGUGGAUUGGAAACUUUUUUAUUGAAAUAUAUAUUAUAACUGAACGGACUUUAAAAGUCGGCACAGGAACCCCGAAGAAGAUGAAGUUACACUAAUACGGAAAUUUAUCUUGUGAACUGCACAAUAGCACUGCUGUAAAUCCUUUAAAGUCCGAUAUGCCUCCAAGAACCUUUGUGCAAUAUUCUCUCACAUAAGAAAAUUCAACAACUUUGACUAUUCAAAAAGCACUUUUCAACAAGAGAUCAUUUUGUAACACAACAAGGUGCACGUGGGUCUUUAAUUUCCAUAUACAAAUCUUUUGUGAAAAUAAGAAAGAGGGAAAACUCUGUGACCGCGAAGAAAAUCCGAUGUUGUACGGAUAUAUUCCGAAAAUUACACGAAGAAAUCACGACGAAAAGUCAGGACACCAAAUAGCCYGAAAUAUAAAGGAUAACUAUUUCUUAUUAUAAAAAGCUAAAAAAAUAUAUAAGUUAAAAACAUAUAUUCUGGAUGUAUUUAAAAAAUAUCAUUGAUGUAAAAAAUGUAAAUAGAUCAGAUAGUGGAGUAUUAUCAUUAGCRGAAAAAUCGUAAUUAAACCAAUUUAAU